AUGAUGCACCCGACCUCACGCGGGCCUUCGUCUCGGGUGGUGGCGGUGGAUCUCGGCGAGACGGAAGGUACUUACGACGAUGGCUGGAGAACGCCCGGUUCGAACCCGCGAUUGCCUGCUCCAGAGCCCCGAGCUCCGCAAACCGAGAGAGCUUCACGACCGCGCUCGUACUGGCGGAGGCGGUACGAGCAAUGGACUCGCAACGACGAGAACCAAGAGACUCAAUCGCGCAAGGCAUACGCCCCCGGGACCAUCGCCAUGCUGCCGAUGUCCAUGCAGAUCGCGUUUCGACGCAAGAUGCUGUCCAUCUUCGCGCUUCAGCUCAUGGUGCUCACGGCUCUCGUGGCUGCGUUAACGUACGAUUCCAAGCUGAGCGAGUGGACUCACGACACAUUCAAACGAACGGUGGACCUCCUGGGGCCCCUCGUAGGCUCAAUCGCAGCUCUCGGCGCAGUCUGUUUCGUUCGCACGCGGUUCCCGCUCAAUUGGUUGAUGGUGGCGGCUUUCAGUCUCGUACUCAGUCUGUUGGUAGCUGGUGUACAGACGUGGCUCGAUACUCCUGCAGGGCUCUUCUGCUGCGCGUUCACGUUCGUGACGGUGUGUAUCAUGAUCGUCCUCUCGGGGCUCUCGUACCGAUACCACGGAGACGCUAUUCCUUCAGGCCCCAGCACAGGUCAACAGCCAGACAGUGACGGAGAGAUGGUGCUGCGCUCGUCGCUAGUCUCCGGCUGCAUGGCGUUUGCGGUGGCUGCGAUCAUCUCGGGCAUCCUGUACGGCGUAGUGGGCGGCACGGACGACUUUGUGUCACUGCGAGCCUUGGGUUAUUCCUUGGCGUUGGAGCUCGUCCUGAUCGUGUGGUUCUCGUACGACGCCAGCAGCAUGUACAGCAUCAUGACGCCCGAUGAGUACAUGAGCGGCGUCGUGUACUUCUACGUGGACCUGAUCGUACUGACGUGCGCCGCCUUCUUCCUCGCAGGCGUCAUGUUCGUGGCCGCCAUGUUCUGCCCCACCGCGAGCUUCGGCUACUGCAACUGCAACGGCUGCUUGUGCUUCAGCCGCAACCGCCACGACGACGAGAACGAUGGUGCUGGAGUGAUCCCGUACGACGUCGAAGAGGACGGCACCAUCUCCUACGGCGUCAUCGAGACCGCCAGAGACGUAGAGCGAGGAUAA
Messenger RNA from Phytophthora sojae, 1173 nucleotides. RefSeq lists its product as hypothetical. The transcript has a single exon. The coding region runs from base 1 to 1173 and encodes 390 amino acids. The record is from RefSeq and is a predicted model, not a curated record. Lineage: Eukaryota; Oomycota; Peronosporomycetes; Peronosporales; Peronosporaceae.